This is a messenger RNA of Oncorhynchus nerka (sockeye salmon), 5301 nucleotides long. Its product is annotated as tripartite motif-containing protein 16-like. The record is from RefSeq and is a predicted model, not a curated record. Gene Ontology annotation, molecular function: zinc ion binding; protein binding. The transcript has 7 exons. The coding region runs from base 2634 to 4289 and encodes 551 amino acids. NCBI's taxonomy places the organism in Eukaryota, Metazoa, Chordata, Actinopteri, Salmoniformes, Salmonidae.
AAACAGUUGCAAACCACGAUGGGUAAUAUUAUUGUCCUUCUUGUGGGUGAGGAGCUCAUUAUUAUAAUACUCAGCGUGCUUUCAAGUGUUCCUUUUUUCACAUUUUUAUAAUUUAGCAGACACUUUUAUCAAACCAUAGUGCCUUCAAACUUCUGAUGCCAAUGCAGGGGGCCCCAAAAUUACAAACCCAUAUAUAGAAUUGUAUAGAAACAUAUUUGUAUUUUACAACAUUUUUACAAAUUACAGGUCUUUAAAGUAUCUGGUUAAAAAAUCAAUAGGAUUGCAGUUUAGGCCAGUAAACUACAAAUGACAAAAUACUAAAAAGUCAUUGAAAUAUGUAUUUCAAAGACACAACAGAAAUACUGUCCAUCUGUGUCUCCACAUUAUCUUCUGUAACAUGUUGAAGGGAAUGCCUGCUGUUGGAACACUACUCCACCCUAAAGCCACUCUCCAAUUAGGGACACAUCCUAGUUAAGCAGUACACCUUGCUGCAGUCAGCUCUCUAUGCCUGUUUGGUGAGCCACCAUGCAGCUGGUGGGUCUCCAACCCAGCCACUAUCUCAAAGACUACGGAACUCUUUUGAUGUAGUUUUGAAUGGUAUGGUGGCCAAAGACAUUUAAUUUAUAGUUUUGACUUAAACGGAUACUUCAGGAUUUUGGCAAUGAAGCCUUUAAUUUACUUCCCCAGUCAGAUUAACUCGUGGAUAACAUUUUUAUGUCUCUGUGUGCAGAUUAAUAACAUUUAAGCGGCUGUGACUAUAACAGAACGUGUGUUUCGUCGAAAAGCGCAAGGAAAACUGAUCACCAAAAAGUGGAAAAAAUAUCAAUGCGCCACUUGCAUGUAUUGUCUAUGGCACAGCAAAUUAGAUGGGGCCAAGAUUACAAGUCCUACAGCUUCCACACGAUGUCGCCAGUCUUAGCAAUUGCCUGGGAGUUGUUCCUUGGUCAAACGAAGAAGAGAGACCCCAUUCCAUCCGGUCUCCGACAGGAUGUUUUGGAAGAGAUAUUUCCGACCAUGAUUUGAAGACGUGGAGCUAUUGAAAUACACAUCGCCCCGUGAUCAAUUUGAUAGAUUAUUAACGUUUACUAAUACCUAAAGUUGGAUUACAAAAGUAUUUCGAAGUGUUUUGUGAAAGUUUAUCGUCGACUUUUUUAAUUAAAAAAAAUGACGUUGCGUUUUAAAACUGUGUUUUUUUCUGGAUCACACACUUUUCAUAGAUCGAUAUUUUGGGUAUAUAUGGACCGAUUUAGUCGGGAAAAAAAGACCCAAUAGUGAUGUUCAUGGGACAUAUAGGAGUGCCAACAAAGAAGCUCGUCAAAGGACAUUUACUGUUAAAAAUGGUCCUUUGCCUCCAAUGUCCUGGUGAUGCUCUAAAAACACCCUGCCUCCAAUGUCCUGGUGAUGCUCUGAAAACACCCUGCCUCCAAUGUCCUGGUGAUGCUCUGAAAACACCCUGCCUCCAAUAUCCUGGUGAUGCUCUAAAAACACCCUGCCUCCAAUGUCCUGGUGAUGCUCUGAAAACACCCUGCCUCCAAUAUCCUGGUGAUGCUCUGAAAACACCCUGCCUCCAAUGUCCUGCUGAUGCUCUGAAAACACCCUGCCUCCAAUGUCCUGCUGAUGCUCUGAAAACACCCUGCCUCCAAUGUCCUGGUGAUGCUCUGAAAACACUCUGCCUCCAAUGUCCUGGUGAUGCUCUGAAAACACCCUGCCUCCAAUGUCCUGGUGAUGCUCUGAAAACACCCUGCAGACAGAGUAUUCUACCACUACAAUUACAAAAUACACGUACAAAAUACCAUGAAAAUUAAUUUAUCAAAAUAAACUAGAAAAAUACUUGGAUUUUGUCAUGUAUUAUAUUACAAAAUGCUUUUGCAAGUAGCUGGCCCGAACAGGAACAACAUUCUUAGUAACUGUUACAAAACUAUUGUUCUUGCUUGUUGACAGUGCUACUGUAUGUUGUUAUCUACCUUAGUUGAGCAAGUCACUCUGGAGAAGAUAAAUGACUCAAAUGGAAAUGGAAAUGUGAAAAGUAACAUUCAAAAUUAACUGCAAAGCACACUGGGUAUUGUUAUGUUUUGGGGCAGAGCUCAUUAGAAUAAUACUCAGCAGUGCUUUGCAAUUGUUAAUUUUUACAUUUAUGUUUUAGUCAUUUAGCAGACGCUCUUAUCCAAAGAGACUUAGAUCAUUGAUCUUAAGACAGUUAGGUGAGACAACAUAUCACUAUCGUAUCAAGUACAUUUUCCCUCAACAAAGUAUUUAUCAAUAUUUUUUAUAUUUAUUUCAUUUAACAAACACUCUUAUCACACCAUAGUGCUAUCAUUACUUCUGAUACCAUUGCAGGGAGAAAGGGAUUUAACGGUUCAGAAGAUGUCAACCGUUAAAAAACAUAGUAUAGUUAUUUGAAAAUACAAAAUGCGUUGGAGCCCAGUGUAAUUCAACUGACAAAAUACUCAAAAGUAAUUCAAAAUACAUAUUUCAAAUACAUAAAUACCCAAUACUCUAUCACACUUCCUUAUCAAAGAAACUACACAGUCAAGUAGGAAGCCACUCCCUCUCCUCUGGUGUAGAGCUCAAUGAAACAGAAAGUCAUAUUUCACACUACUGCCAUUGUUUAACCUACGGGAGAGAGCACCAAAAUGGCAGAGAAUCAGGAACUGUUCUGUUGCUCCAUCUGUCUGGAUCUACUGAAGGAUCCGGUGACUACUGCUUGUGGACACAGUUACUGUAUGGGCUGUAUUAAAGAAAGCUGGGAUCAGGAUGUUCUGAAAGGGGUCUACAGAUGUCCCCAGUGCAGACAGACCUUCACCCCAAGACCCGUUCUGAAGAGAAACAUUGUGCUGGCUGAAGUGGUGGAGAAACUGAGGAAGACAGGACUCCAGGCUGCUCCCCCUCCUGCUCUGUGCUAUGCUGAACCUGGAGAUGUGGCGUGUGAUUUCUGCACUGGGACCAGAAAGCAGAAAGCCCUCAUGUCCUGUCUGGCGUGUCUGGCCUCAUACUGUGAGACUCACCUCCAACUUCACUAUGAAUCUCCUGCUUUGAAGAAGCACAAGCUGGUCAAAGCCACCGCACAACUACAGGAGAAGAUCUGCUCUCAUCAUGACAAACUGCUGGAGGUUUUCUGUCGUACCGAUCAGCAGUGUAUCUGUUAUCAGUGUGUGAUGGAUGAACAUAAAGGCCAUGAUACAGUGUCAGCUUCAGCAGAGAGGACUGAGAAACAGAGGCAGCUGGAGAUGAGUCAGCAGAAGGUCCAGCAGAGAUUCCAGGAGAGAGAGAAGGAGCUGAAGGAGCUCAGACAGGCUGUGGAGUCUCUCAAGCGCUCUGCACAAGCAGCAGUGGAGGACAGUGAUCAGAUCUUUACUGAGCUGAUCCGCUCCAUUGAGAGAAGGAGCUCUGAGGUGAAGGAGCUGAUCAGAGCCCAAGAGAAGGCUCAGGUGAGUCAAGCUGAAGGACUCCUGGAGCAACUGAAGCAGGAGAUAGCUGACCUGAGGAAGAGAAGCACUGAGCUGGAGCAGCUCUCACACACAGAGGAUCACAUCCAUUUCCUCCAGAGUUAUCAGUCUCUCUCCAGCAUCAGUGUAUCUUCAGACUUACCCAGCAUCGUUGUCCGUCCUCUUCAGUACUUUAGAGAUGUGAGUAAGACUGUGUCUGAACUGAGAGAGAAAGUAGAAGACUUCCUUAAAGGAGAAUGGACCAAGAUCUCCACUACAGUGAAUAUAGUGGAUGUUGUACUGCCUCCAGAGCCCAAGACCAGAGAGCAGUUCUUACAAUAUUCCUGUCAGCUCACACUGGACCCAAACACAGCACACACACGCCUCUCUCUGUCUAAAGGGAACAGAAAGGUGACCUAUACAGGCCAAGUCCAACCAUAUCCUGAUCAUCCAGACAGAUUCACAAAUGACUUGAUGGUGCUGUGUGGAGAGGGUCUGUCUGGACGCUGUUACUGGGAGGUGGAGUGGAGUGGGCUGUGUGUUAUUACAGCAGUCUCAUAUAAAGACAUCAGCAGAACAAGGAGAAGUAAUACAUUUGGACUCAAUGACAAGUCCUGGAGUUUACACUACUACAGUGAUGGUUAUUGGUUCAGACACAAUAGUGUUAGGACGAAAGUACCAGGCGUUCAGUCCUCCAGAGUAGGAGUGUACCUGGAUCACAAGGCAGGUACUCUGUCCUUCUACAGUGUCUCUGACACAAUGACCCUCCUCCACAGAGUCCAGACCACAUUCACUCAACUCCUCUAUCCUGGGUUUUCUAUCGAUUGUAUUUUCUCUGGUACUGCUGAGCUGGUUAAACUGUAGUAAGGGCCCAUUUACUAAAUUAAUUAAAAUUAUUCAAAUGCAAAGUUUUCAUCUUGUACAUCAAAAUUCUGUCCUGUGUUUUGUCUCUAUGGUACUUCUGAGCUGGUUAAACUGUAGUAGGGUCCACAUAGAUACUAGUCAUGCUGGUAUAGUCUAUAGCUGAGCUGGUUAAACUGUAGUAGGGUCCACAUAGAUACUAGUCAUGCUGGUGUAAUCUAUAGCUGAGCUGGUUAAACUGUAGUAGGGUCCACAUAGAUACUAGUCAUGCUGGUAUAGUCUAUAGCUGAGCUGGUUAAACUGUAGUAGGGUCCACAUAGAUACUAGUCAUGCUGGUGUAAUCUAUAGCUGAGCUGGUUAAACUGUAGUAGGGUCCACAUAGAUACUAGUCAUGCUGGUGUAGUCUAUAGCUGAGCUGGUUAAACUGUAGUAGGGUCCACAUAGAUACUAGUCAUGCUGGUGUAGUCUAUGGCUGAGCUGGUUAAACUGUAGUAGGGUCCACAUAGAUACUAGUCAUGCUGGUGUAUUCUAUAGCUGAGCUGGUUAAACUGUAGUAGGGUCCACAUAGAUACUAGUCAUGCUGGUGUAGUCUAUAGCUGAGCUGGUUAAACUGUAGUAGGGUCCACAUAGAUACUAGUCAUGCUGGUGUAGUCUAUAGCUGAGCUGGUUAAACUGUAGUAGGGUCCACAUAGAUACUAGUCAUGCUGGUGUAGUCUAUAGCUGAGCUGGUUAAACUGUAGUAGGGUCCACAUAGAUACUAGUCGUGCUGGUGUAGUCUAUAGCUGAGCUGGUUAAACUGUAGUAGGGUCCACAUAGAUACUAGUCGUGCUGGUGUAGUCUAUAGCUGAGCUGGUUAAACUGUAGUAGGGUCCACAUAGGUACUAGUCAUGCUGGUGGUGAUGGUCCCCAGAUGUGAUGAUCCAUUCUGCUCUGUUUUUCUUUACAACAUAUACAUUUUUGACUGAUUUGAUCUUCAGAGAUUUCAUGCAUUAAAAUACAAUGUUUAAAUCUUGAA